Messenger RNA from Mercenaria mercenaria, 588 nucleotides. RefSeq lists its product as uncharacterized. The transcript has 4 exons. Lineage: Eukaryota; Metazoa; Mollusca; Bivalvia; Venerida; Veneridae. The record is from RefSeq and is a predicted model, not a curated record. The coding region runs from base 1 to 588 and encodes 195 amino acids.
AUGGGUCGGCUUCUGGUUCUUCAUAGACUUAACAGCUUAGUUCAAACUCCUGUUACAAAUCUACAACAAAUUAUUGACGUCUGCAAAAAAUGUCCUCUUAAGUCUGAAGCAGAACAACAAAUACGUAAGAUGCAAAAAAUGGAAGAGAAACUAGAAAUUGAGAUGAAAGCUUUGACAAAAGUUGUUCACAAAAUAGAAACCGAUGUAACAGAAGAUGUUCACAAGAUGCGAGACGAGGUUCACGAAGUGAAAGAGGAAGUUCACACAGCAACAGAAGCUGUUCGCGAAAUAAAAGACGAUGUUCACAAAGAAGUUCGAAAACUCUGGGAAGAUUCUAAAACUACACACGAAAGGAUGAAUGAGCUUGAAUUUAAAAGCAAAUCAGAAGAGGGUACUGAUACAAAACAGGCAAAAGAAGAUGCGUAUGUUCGACGUAAAGAACGUAAGUUACUUUGCAACUAUUUCUUCCUGUCUAAUAAUAGUAUUUCUUUUCUGUCUAAUAAUAGUCUUCAUAACAUACUGGGACCAGAGAGAAUAAAUUUGAAAAUUCCACAAAUAUGUGCUGAUACUAGUGCGGAGAAAAAGUGA